CCGGAUACUUCCCUAAAUCCGUUAAUUUAUUAAUUAGUCGGAUAAACGCGUUUAAUUGGUCUUCUAAAUUUGGCUAGACACUCUCAGAGGCUGCUAAACGAGCACCCCAAAAAAGUAUUUUAACAACACCGGCUCACUCAUCACGACGAUUUACCAACAGUACAGACACAAUUGCUAACAUGGGUGACCAAAUUCCAGAUGAAGGCUUCUCUGGCCUCUAUGAUACUCCUGUGGAAAACCAUAGGCGUAUGAGAGUUGUGAUUAUUGGCGCAGGGUUCUCGGGUAUAUACCUAGGUGUUAGGAUUCCACAACGUCUACGCAACAUUGAUCUUGGCAUUUAUGACAAGAAUGCAGGUGUAGGAGGAACAUGGUAUGAGAACAGGUACAAUCAUCUCCGUCAUCCUUUUCUACCGGCAUAUUACUGACUAACGUUUUAGAUAUCCCGGCUGUGCGUGCGAUGUGCCGUCUCAUUCAUAUCAGUAUGCAUUUGCACCCAAUCCGCGCUGGAGCAGCCUAUAUGCUCCUGCGCCGGAGAUUCUGGCGUACUUGACGGGCGUCGCUGAGCGAUUCUCCGUCUUGAGAUUCGUCAAGCUUCAGCAUUUGGUACGCAAGGUUGAGUGGAGGGCCGAUAUUCGUAAAUGGAACAUCACUGUCAACAAUCUCGUUACUGGAGAGACCUUUUUCGACGAAGCAGAUGUCGUAGUAAACGCUAAAGGGGCUCUAAAUACGAUGCGUUGGCCAGACAUCCCGGACUUUGAUUCACUAGCAAUCCCGGUGAUGCACUCGGCCAAGUGGAAUGACUCCAUUUCCUUCGAAGGCAAGCGUAUUGGCAUCAUCGGUGGUGGCAGUAGCGCUAUUCAGAUUGUUCCCCAGAUGCAGCGUGUCAAGGACUCCAAGCUAAGCUGCUUCGUGCGCAGCAAGACAUGGAUCGCCAAACCGUUCGGAGACACCAUUAUGGGUGAUCUUGGCUUGGAAGAAGCAUCUAUUCCUGAACAACUUCGCGAGCGCCUUGCAACAGACCCAGAGUUCCUCCAUCAAUUCCGCACCAUUGUAGAAAAGCGCGGAAACUCAAUGCAUGCUUUAACCAUCAGAGAUUCGCCUCUACAAAAGUUUGUUCGACCGAUCAUUGAGAAUCUCAUGCAACAAGGUCUUGCGAAAAAGCCCGAGAUUCUAGAGGCCCUUCUCCCAGAUUUUGGCGUAGGAUGCAGACGACUUACGCCAGGACCGGGUUAUCUCGAGGCCCUGACCGCUGAUAAUGUCGAUUUCAUCACAACUCGCAUCAAAUCUGCAUACGCAAACGGCCUCGAACUUGACGACGGCACCAAGGUGGAACUUGAUGUUCUGAUCUGCGCAACAGGCUUUUACACUGGACUUGCACCUCCGUUCCCCAUAAUUGGUAUUAACGGCCAAAGCUUGGAGAGUCGCUUCGCCGAGUUUCCCGAAACAUAUCUUUCCAUUGCCACAGAUGGGUUCCCCAACUUCUUCUUCAUGUGCGGUCCAAACGGAGCUAUCGGUACAGGUCCUUUAACCACCAUACUCGAGUCCAUGGGCGACUACAUUGUCAAGUGUAUUCGCAAGUUGCAGCGGGACAAUAUCCAGGCUAUGGAAGUUCAGCCGCAGCGAGUCCAAGACUUUGUGGCAUAUAUGGACCACUACUUCAAGAAGACAGUAUACACGGAUUCUUGCCACACAUGGUAUAGUCGAAACGGGAGAAUCACCAUGAUAUGGCCGGGAAGUUCCUUACACGCCAUGGAGACUUUGAGAUCGCCCCGUUGGGAAGACUGGAACUAUAUAUAUCGGGGCGAAGAAGAAGGCGGUAAAGAGACGAACCGCUUGGGCUGGUUAGGCAAUGGCUGGUCGGCGCCGCAGCUGGAUGACAGUCAGGGUGAUAUUACGUAUUUCGUGAAUCCGGAAGAAGUUGAUGUGCCAUCCGAGCCGCUUCCGGAGAAGACGGCCGGUAAUGUUCGACGAGCAUAUUCUUAUUAG
Molecule: messenger RNA, 1986 nt
Organism: [Torrubiella] hemipterigena
Lineage: Eukaryota; Fungi; Ascomycota; Sordariomycetes; Hypocreales; Clavicipitaceae
Source: the annotation of a GenBank genome assembly